Molecule: messenger RNA, 1388 nt
Organism: Xiphias gladius (swordfish)
Lineage: Eukaryota; Metazoa; Chordata; Actinopteri; Istiophoriformes; Xiphiidae
Gene: nhp2
Product: NHP2 ribonucleoprotein homolog (yeast)
Exons: 4
Coding region: 172-639 (155 amino acids)
Biological process (GO): rRNA pseudouridine synthesis; snRNA pseudouridine synthesis
Cellular component (GO): nucleolus; box H/ACA snoRNP complex
Molecular function (GO): box H/ACA snoRNA binding
Source: RefSeq, a predicted model, not a curated record
GGCCCGCUGGGGGCGCUGUUGUGUCUCCGCUCAGACAAACCGAAGAAAAAGACGCUCAAACACGUGUGGCUUGCCUGCACGGUGCAUGUUGUGACCGACCGACAGUAAUCAGAUCAGAAAACUACUUCUCAGGUACCGACUAUUUCCUUCGUCCAGACAGUUCGAUCAGAAAUGACUAAAGUGAAGAAGGAGAAGGCUUCAGCGGAGGGAGAGGAGGCCGCUGCCGCCGGCGGGAACGAGAAGUCUUACCAGGAACUGAUCGCUAACGUGAACUCGAUCGCUCAGCCGCUGGCCUCCAAAAAACUCAGCAAGAAGCUCUACAAAUGCGUCAAAAAGGCUGCCAAAAUCAAGAACAUCCGACGAGGAGUGAAAGAAGUUCAGAAGUUCAUCAACAAGGGAGAGAGAGGUAUCGUGGUGUUGGCCGGCGACACGCUGCCCAUCGACGUCUACUGCCACCUGCCGAUCAUGUGCGAGGACAGAAACAUGCCGUACGCCUACAUCCCCUCCAAACUGGAUCUGGGUUCGUCUGCAGGAUCCAAGAGGCCGACUUGUGUGAUCCUGAUCAAACCUCAUGAGGAGUAUCAGGACGCCUACGACGAGUGUGUGGAGGAGGUGUCCAACCUGCCCAAGCCGCUCUGAGACGCAUCGUCCAAUCGGGGAGCAGCUCUGAGGUCACCGCCGUCAUCUAAAUAAACCCCCAGUUUAAAGGAGCAGUCGGGCAUUUUAGGAAAUCCUCUUGUUUCUCGUCAGAAGCUCCGUCACCUUUCAACAUUUCUGUUCCUACGUCAGAUGAAUAAACAACAUCCCACGUGUCGCUCAGCGGGUGGAGGGUGGAGUUUUCCUCCUUUGAUGGAGCUAGGCUAACAGUUUCCCUCUACUUCCAGUCUUUGUGCUAAGCUAGGCUAUAUUUCUUUUCAACCAAACACAUGAAAUAAUAGUAAUAACGUCAAUGGUAUUUCAGUAAAAUUAGCAGUGGCGUUGCAGUGGCUUUGUUGUGCAGGUGACGGCCGAGGAACCGAUGAGACUGAUAAAGUUUGUCCUGCUCAGUGGACGACGGCAGCAGGAAACAGCGAGACAGGUGAGAACAGCAGGUUCUCGCUUUAGUUCCCUUUUCUCUUUUAAGACGUCAUAAAAAAAAUCUCCACACUGACGAAGAGUUUGAUCAUUUUUCACAGUUUGUUUUUGUGCGACUGUAAUUUGAUUCAUUUAAAAAAAUGUUUGUGAUGGAUUUUUACGUUUCUGCUGUUAAAUAUGUUUAGUUUUAAUUAAAUAUAAAGCGACUCUGUAUCAGCCGAGGCUCCUCAUAAAUAUUUGUUAAAAGUUGUAAAUUCUAACUUUGCGACGCAUAUUUUUUAACUAAAAUAAACGUGAACUGAAAUCGUGUCUUU